Messenger RNA from Paramuricea clavata, 2217 nucleotides. NCBI's taxonomy places the organism in Eukaryota, Metazoa, Cnidaria, Anthozoa, Malacalcyonacea, Plexauridae. The record is from the annotation of a GenBank genome assembly.
AUGGCGGCAUUAGAGAACAUAGGUGUUGAAUACAUUCAGAGUUUCUUGUCUCGUGAGGGCAGCACAAUCAAAGAUUUAUCGGAACAUUUAAAGGAGCAGUUUCCAAAUACAACCGGUUUCAGUACUAGAAGUAUUGAACGCUUUUGCAAGGAGAAUGAUAUUAAAAGAAAAGGUGUAGUUUCAGACGAAACUUUGGAUGCACUAGUUGAGGGAGCAGUAUCACAGGUUAGAUAUUGUGAUAUUCUAUUAAACAGUAAAUUGAUCUGUGCAAGUACUAUAGGGUAUCUGCUAAUUCUCCUCUAUAGGCAUACAAGAGGGAAAAUAUUAGGAGGGCAGAAAUAAAUUAUACAGUAUAUGUAUUUAUAAAUUAAAUUAUCCAAUCAUAUGUUAGGGAUAGGGAAACCGUACAUAUUUCUUGAAUAUUCGACUAUUAUCUGAAAUAUUUCUUGCUUUUAAAUUUAUUGCCCCCAUCUUUUUGCCCAACUUACAUUUAUAAUUUGCUUCCUAUCUUGUGUUGCUUAUGCCUUUAGUAGACAUUUCUACUGCUGUUAGGUAGGACCAGUUUAUGGAAGAAAAAUGAUGAAAGGAUACUUGGAAAGUCAAGUUGGUACAACCAUUGCCUCACAGCAUCGCAUUGCCAAGUCACUUCAAAGAGUCAAUCCCGAUUAUCACCAGCGACAUGUGCAUCGGACAGAGCGACAAACAAAUCCCAUACCAUAUCAUGCAGACUAUUUUGGUCACAAACUACACAUUGACCAGAACGAAAAAUUAGUAAUGUAUGGUGUGACCCAUGUGUGUGCAAUAGAUGGGUAUUCCAGAUAUAUUACAGCUCAUUCAACCAUGCCAAUCAAAAAUAAUUAUAUUAUAUAUGAUCAAAUUUUCAGGUAAUUUGAUGCUCUUUACUGUAGUAGAAUUAUGUAGUCUGUAUAUGUACAGAACUAUAAUGACAAGAAAUUGCUUAUAUCAGAGUUACUUUCUAUACCUGAGAACAAUCCCUAAUUCAGGUAAUUUAACUUUCUGAAAGUGAAUCACAUUUUUAUACACAUGAUUUGUGAUUACAUUGCAAAUAUAGACACACAGUCCUUCAGGAGGGAUUAUUUGAUCAAAUUCGAGUGGAUCAUGGAAAAGAAUUUUACUUGACACUCUACGGACAGGAGUGUUUGGCACACUUAAGAGGAAACCCAAGGAGAGACCCUCAUCGUCAAACAGAAUCAAAAAAGGUAUGUUUGGUAUUUUCUAUAAAUAAUUAGUCACAGGUGUACAAUGUGGGGGUCAGAGGGGUUAGCUACCCUGCUCCUUCCCAUGCUGCAGAAAAAUUGAAACAUACUGUAACUCGGACAAAAAAUGGGGAUAAGGAAAAGUUGUCAGAAUAAUCUAAUAUCUGUGUGUCAUGGACUAAAUUUAAAGACUAAAUUAGAAUGAAUUUACAAGUUAGGAGUAUGUCUAUGUGAAUACUUUAAUAAAAUACCUAUACAUGCAGUAUAUGUACCAAAUAAGAAAUUGUUUUAUUGCAGAAUCUGCGAAUUGAAAGACUGUGGGUAGAAGUGAAUGCACGAGUAAACUAUCCCAUAAAGAACGCUCUACAAUCAAUGGAAGCAGAUGGUUCCAUUGACAUGGAUAGCGAAGAAAUGAAAUUCUAUGUCUCUAAUGUAUCCCGUAAAUUGGCAACGCUGGGCUUGGAAAAUGUGGUCAGAUCCUGGAACUAUCACCCAAUACCUGGUACAGUGGAGUACUACCAUAUAUAAAUGUGCACCUAUAUCAUGUGAUUUGCUAGUUAUGUAGCUAUACAGUACUAGUCCCAGAUCCCAAGCUGAUUAGGCAAACUCGAUCUUCUCUGCAAAAACGAACCCAACAGAACAUACUGGCAAAACAUAUUUGCAAAUUAUUAAUUUUUGUCUUUCAUUACUAGGUGUUGGAAAACCUAUAGAGGUGCAUGCUGCCAAUAACAGGGCAGUUCAAAUUGACCCUCAAUUAGUGCCAACUGCUGCAGAAGCUGGUGAGUCUUACGAAGGUUUGGGUGGUCAGUUAACAUUGUUUCCAUCUUUUGGGGCAGACCCCCUUGCUAACUAUGGUGAUCGUGCAGAAUCACGAGAACAACAAUUUUUAAACCAAAUUAGCAUACAGGAUAUAAUGUCUCAGCUUGUCAAUGGGAGUGACUUAUUAUUCCGGAAUGCCAUUGAACUGUUUGCAAACAUAACAAGAAAUCAAUUGACAUAA